Messenger RNA from Clonostachys rhizophaga, 1722 nucleotides. NCBI's taxonomy places the organism in Eukaryota, Fungi, Ascomycota, Sordariomycetes, Hypocreales, Bionectriaceae. The record is from the annotation of a GenBank genome assembly.
AUGAAACGUGAGAUCAAGGCUCUUGAGAAGCGAAUCGAAGAGAUGGAGGCUCGGUCCACCGCCAAUGCAUUGCAACAUGACACCCCCGAAACUGUACAUGAGCUUAACCCAAGUGACAUAUCCGACAACACAAGCCUGGACACAUCCCCUAACAGCGUGGACGCUGAAUCAGCGCUGUGUCUUUCGGCGCCCUUUGGCUCUCUGCCACCUGUUCAGGCACAGUCCUUCGCCGAUACGGCGCUCUGCGGUCUUGGACUCUUUGGCUUUAUUGUUAACCCUAACGUCCAUAGGGGUGAGCCGUUCUGGCUGAACCAUGAUCCUCUGACCCAGUGCGAUCCUGUAUCAGACCUGGAGGCUGAGGAUAUCCCCGGGGCAGCAAGUGUAGACCAACUGAGGACACAUCCCCAACCGGACCCGCAAGCUCUAUCCGGAUCCUCGGAGCGCACCUACCUGGAACUCUACUUUCAAAUCAUCAACCCACAAUGGCCUCUUUUUAUUCAAAGCGACUGUCAGCGCUGGUUCGAUCAUCAGGAAAGCUACGGCUCAGCUGAGGUUAGCUUCCAGGAGUGCUUCAUCCAACUGAUUUGCGCAACUGGGGCUUUGUUUUGCAGCUCCUUCCAGCCAAGUUGCCCGCACCUCGCCAAGUCCGAUGCGCUGUACCAGCAAGCACUUGAAUCUCAAGAGCGCUACACGUCACCCAACUCCCUCGCUCGUCUUAUUUCCAUGUUGGUGCAGAUCAUAUACUUGCUGCAUCAACCAGAUUCGGACGUCUUGAGCGAUACGCUGGCGACAACGGCCAAGACCUGUCGCAAGGUAUUGAAACAGAUUGGAUGGCGUCUUCGGAGUGUGUCCGAUACGCACGCGACAUCACUUCAAUUUGAAGAUUCCCAAUACUUUAGCACUGAUACCACGAGGAUGGUUCUCAUGACUUGUUUCACUAUUAAUGAGGUUCUUUGGAGCCAAUGCUCGCGUUUGAUACAGCAGAAGACUGGGUUUUCGCGCGACCCUGGUGCUGAGCAUACCUUUGAGAUUCGCCGCCUUCAAUUCGAGAUCCGCCGCUUCAACCGCCAGACAGCACACCUGCCUCCAACAGACUCUAACCGCCUAUGCUGGAGGGACACCCUCAAGGCAGAGCUGGAUUGCUGGAAGAGGGCCAUCGAUGGCAUAGCCUUAGAGGGGGACUCGUCAGUCAACCACCGACCGCAAACGAUGAAAAAGAUGUACGACUACUCGCUCUGCAUCCUUUUCGAGAGCGAGCUACUUACUCUAGAUGAUGUCUACCUCGAAACCCUCUGGCGGGCUGCCAGCGAAGCGUGCUCGUCAUUUCGCAGGAUUCAAAACAGCGGGGCGAUGAUAUACUUUACCUGCUCAGCGCUUCUUGCUCAGUUUCGGAUGGGAAUGAUCUUGCUGGCUUGCUUCUGGCUCGCGAAACACCACGACCGAACCUCGGCUCGCCUAGCUUCGGAAACAUACGAAGCCGUCGAUGCCUGCUUCGACACAUUGUCCAAAUUUGGGAGCAGAUGGACGAGCACGAUGCUGUAUCGUAACACGUUUGAAAUAGUGGCGGCUGCUACGCCUUUCGUGAGGCUGCCAAACUCGGACCGCCACGUCUUUCCGCGGCAGAAUGUUGCCGAAUUAGAGUUAAUGCGAAGCCAGCUACAGCGCCGGCAAACGCCCGAGGUCAUUAUAGCUAUUCUCAAUCACAUCCUAUCUACAGCCUAA